Lycium ferocissimum is the source of this 1182-nucleotide messenger RNA. RefSeq names its product protein NEOXANTHIN-DEFICIENT 1. Bases 224 to 1111 code for a protein of 295 amino acids. Lineage: Eukaryota; Viridiplantae; Streptophyta; Magnoliopsida; Solanales; Solanaceae. The transcript has 11 exons. The record is from RefSeq and is a predicted model, not a curated record.
UUACAUUUGCUUCAAUUACAAUGAAUUUGAUGAUGUUCCUUAUUUGCUGCUCUACAUUCUGCUUCUUCUCACUGCCGCAUCUUUCUUUGCCUGAAACUCUUUUCCCUCUCCCACUUUGUUCGAUCUGUCUAUGUAACUCUUAACUAAUGGACAGGAGAGGCAUCUCAGCUAAUUUUAUUUAAUUAUUUAGAAAUACCCAUUCUUUAAUUGCUAUUUGGAGCUGAUGGAAGUCAAAGACAGAAAUUCUGCUCCAUUGGCGUAUGGGGAACCUCCCUGGAUUUUUAAAGGCAGUGCUUUAUACCAGCUUCAUCUCGUCAAAGCAGAGACCGCUCGAGCUUUCAUUCCCAAAGAAUGCAGACUAGUUGAGGCAUUUGGGUAUACUCUUGGCGGUUUCUUUCUUGCUAGCUAUGAUGAUAGUCCUGCUGGAAUUUUCGACGAGCUCGUUGUGAUUGCAGGACUAGUAUGGAAUCCACCUACAUCUUGUGCAUGGGCUGCCAGGGUGCUGGUGGGCAGUGAUGAGGCAUGCCUUCAUGGACGGAAGGUUGUAGGUCUUCCAAGUCAAAUUGCCAGGUUUUCAAAGAAAAUUACAGCACUUCCACGGAUGAAAAGUAAAACGAGCAGUUUUCUAAGCACGAUUGGCUUGAGGACAUCUCCUUGUAGCUAUAGGAAUCACAUGGAUAUAGAAGUGAGGGAACUCAAGAAUCAGAAAGCAAUGAAUAUCUGUAGUAUCAACCUUAAUGUCACUGUUUCUCAGCAGGAUUCUAAGGGAUGGAUGGGUCCAUUAAUCAAAAUGUCACUCCCAAACUUCAGCGGACGGACAAAGUACAAUUCUAAUCUCCUCAAGUACUCUUGCCAGAUUGAGUGUAGGGUAAGAGCAGUGCGACCAGCAAAAGUCUCGGGACCAUCUGCAUUGGAUGCAGACGUGGAAGAUUCAUCUGAAUACCAGAGCUCGAAUGUGGAAUCAGUAGGCAGAGCGCCCAUAGGGACCAAGAGAAAUUUCAGCAUAUCCGUUUUGCUGUCCAAGCCUAUUUUGGCUUUAGAAUUUAAUCAUCUGAAAAUGAGAGUUGAAGCUCCUACUACAGUUAUCGCAUGCUCCCAGAAUACUAUUUGAUAAUCAAUGCCUAAUUAGAUGGCUGAUCUUAUUUAUGCGUGUACAUUUAUUAAAUAAAUCACUUUUGUUCA